AACUUGCGCGUAUUCCAAUUCUCAUGUCCAAUCCUAAUAAAGCUAUCGCCACGCUGGUCGCAGUCGCGUGCUCGGUUUUCUUGCACUCCUCAUCGUAACUUCUCACUUCUGCACUCUUGUUCUUUCAUGGUUUGAUGUCCCUAUACUUCAUCAGCCCCCAUUUUCUCAGCCUUGACUGUGCAGUCACCAGCCACAUAGUAUGGCUUUUAGUGAGAAAUGUUUGAGAAGUGCAAUAACUUUUGAAGUGGAAAGAGGAUAUAGCAAUGCUCUAGGUAGAAAUAUGAGGUUUAGUAAUCUCCUUUUUUCAAGGAUGUCAACAUUAUUUUCAAGGUCAAAGCAUAAACUUGCAAAAAGGCUGUUGGAGGAAGUAGAUGCUUAUGAUCGAGCUAGUGUACCAGAUCAGUCUAAGCUGCUUAGUAAGGUUUCUGUGCUGAUGGGUUAUGAUGGUCUAAAUGACUUAAUUGACGAUGAACGGGAUAUCUCCCUAGUAUGCAGAAAGUUCCCAUCCAUCAUUUUGGGAUAUUCUGAACCAAUUGAAUUAUUUGAUGUGGCUGAAAAUCACUCCAAGAACAGUGGGUUUUUGGCAGCUCAGAUUUCUAAAGGACUGUUCUCUAAGCCUGUUGAUUCAACAUUGGUUAGUACUGAUUCUGUGUAUGAAACAUGGCAAUCCCAAGACAUAGGCUCUCCUGGUGUUGACUCUUCCUCCAGUACUGCUGAAACUAUUGAGACAGAAGUAAGGGAAGAGUUGCAAUCCACUGUGGUUAAGCCUGUCAGUCAGCCUUCGCUUGAGAUCCAAGAGAUUGCUGGAUCUGUGGAAAUGUUACUUGAUAAAUCUAUUAGUUGCAUGACUGGACUGAGUAAAAGACAUUGUCAUCAGCUAGAAAACUGUGGCUUUCAUACGUUGAGGAAAUUGCUUCAGCAUUUUCCUCGGACCUAUGUUGAUCUUCAUAAUGCGCAGGUUGGAAUUGAGGAUGGGAAAUAUAUGAUUUUUGUUGGAAAGAUCUUAUCCUCAAGGGCACUGAAGGCCAGUUCUUCUUUAUCAUUCCUUGAGGUCAUUGUUUCUUGUGAGAUUCCAUAUGAUGCAGCUACAACUUUUUCCAUGACUGGUGAUGCUGAUUGUGUUAUUGAUAAAACUGUUAGCAGUGGAGGAAAAACAAUCAUUUUACAUUUGAAAAAGUUUUUCCGGGGUACCCGCUUUACUUAUCUUCCUUUUCUCAGAAGUCUUCAAGGGAAACAAAAGGUGGGGGAUGUAGUGUGUGUAAGUGGCAAGGUACGGACUAUGCAUACAAAAGAUCAUUACGAAAUGAAGGAAUAUAAUAUGGAUGUGUUACAAGCGGAGGAGGAUUCACAUUCACAUAUAUGUGUAGAAAGGAUGCCAUAUCCCAUAUAUCCUUCAAAAGGAGGUCUAAAACCAAACUUUCUUCGGGAGAUUAUUUCAAGAGCAAUGAAGUUCCUUCCUGUCAAUAUUGAUCCUAUCCCAGAAGAAAUUCGUCAGGAUUUUGGACUUCCAAGCCUUUAUGAUGCAUUUUCAGGGAUUCACCAGCCAAAAAGUUUACUAGAUGCUGAGCUUGCUCGCAAAAGGCUUAUAUUUGAUGAGUUUUUCUAUCUCCAGCUGGGGCGGUUGUUCCAAAUGCUUCAAGGUCUCAAUACAAAACUAGAAAAAGACGCAUUGCUGAAUAAAUGCAGGAAACCUGAACUGAACACAGUAGAUAUAGAUGACUGGUCCUUUCUUUCCCGGAAAUUUUUGGAAACUCUUCCGUAUUCCCUUACAUCCAGUCAAUUAGUAGCUAUUUCAGAAAUUAUGUGGGAUCUAAAGCGACCAGUCCCAAUGAAUCGACUCCUUCAGGGUGAUGUUGGAUGUGGGAAAACUGUGGUGGCAUUUCUAGCAUGCAUGGAGGUUAUUUCUUCAGGCUAUCAGGCAGCUUUUAUGGUCCCAACUGAAUUGCUAGCGGUUCAGCAUUAUGAGCAUCUUUUAAAAUUGCUAGAAAAUCUGGAGGAAGUGGUCUGUAAACCUUCUGUAGCUUUACUGACAGGUUCAACCCCAUCAAAACAAUCACGGCUGAUUCGUAUGGGCCUACAAACUGGAGAUAUCUCUUUGGUCAUUGGUACCCACAGUUUAAUAGCUGAAAAUGUGGAAUUUUCAGCAUUACGAAUUGCUGUGGUUGAUGAGCAACAUCGCUUUGGAGUGGUCCAGAGGGGACUGUUUAAUGGCAAGCUGUUUUUUAACUCUACAAGUUCCAAAAAGAUAUCAAUUGGGCAAGAUGACUCCUUCAAAGGCAGUGUGCUUAUGGCACCACAUGUUUUGGCUAUGUCAGCCACUCCCAUCCCAAGGUCACUUGCAUUGGCUUUGUAUGGAGACAUGUCCUUGACACAGAUUACUGAUUUGCCUCCUGGGAGAAUACCAGUGGAAACAUAUGCAAUUGAAGGAAAUGAGUCUGGUUUUGAGGAGGUUUACAAGAUGAUGCUGGAGGAGUUGGAAAAAGGGGGGAAAAUAUAUCUUGUAUAUCCGGUCAUUGAACAAUCUGAACAACUGCCUCAGCUUCGUGCUGCGGCUGCUGAUCUAGAAAUAAUAUCUAGUAGGUUUUCAGCUUAUAGGUGUGGGCUAUUGCAUGGAAGAAUGAAAAGUGACGAAAAAAGCGAAGCUUUGCGGCAGUUUAGAACUGGAGAAACUGAUAUACUGCUAUCAACUCAAGUUAUUGAGAUAGGUGUUGAUGUUCCAGAUGCAACUAUGAUGGUAGUAAUGAAUGCAGAGCGUUUUGGAAUAGCUCAAUUGCACCAACUUAGAGGACGAGUUGGACGUGGAAAUAGAAAGUCCAAAUGUAUAUUUCUAGCGUCUACAACCAGUGGCUUAAAUCGGGUGAAGGUUCUUGAGGAGUCAUCUGAUUGCUUUUAUCUCGCAAAUAUGGAUCUUCUAAUGCGAGGACCUGGAGAUUUGCUUGGUAAGAAACAGUCUGGCCACCUUCCUGAGUUUCCCGUUGCUAGAUUAGAGAUAGAUGGAAAUGUUCUACAAGAAGCCCAUCUGGCUGCACUGAGAAUCUUGAGUGAUUCUAUUGAUUUAGAGAAAUUUCCCUACCUCAAAGCUGAGCUUAGCAUGCGCCAGCCUCUUUCCCUUCUUGGGGAUUAAGGUACAGGCAACAGAGAGGUGGCGUUCUUUUGCACCGUGAAGUGAUGGAGCUAUUAGCUAUCCGGGUCUUGAAGGUUAUGUACCUUUUUGCUUUGGAUAGCAAACUGUACAAUUUUUUGUACAUGUUUGUGGAGAAAAAUGUAACUACAUUUAGCAUACAGUCUUGGAUGUGCAACAGAUGUCUCCUGCUCCCCAUAAUUUAAAAUUAAUUCUUGCUACUGAAAGGAAUUUUACAUUUUCACUAGUGUUAUUGCAUUUGUAUAAUUUGCAUACUUCCAUAUUUCAUCAGCUACCUGCUUGGGACAGUUCUACUUGUUAACUACGUAUUAGUUUUAGGGAUGGAAUUGUAUUUAGGGUGUGUUUGAUUCGCACAUGAGAAUCGGAAUCGGAAUGGUAUCAAAUACUUAGUAUUGAUAA
Molecule: messenger RNA, 3541 nt
Organism: Ipomoea triloba (trilobed morning glory)
Lineage: Eukaryota; Viridiplantae; Streptophyta; Magnoliopsida; Solanales; Convolvulaceae
Product: ATP-dependent DNA helicase homolog RECG, chloroplastic
Exons: 18
Coding region: 200-3124 (974 amino acids)
Biological process (GO): DNA recombination; DNA repair
Molecular function (GO): DNA helicase activity; ATP binding; nucleic acid binding
Source: RefSeq, a predicted model, not a curated record